Molecule: messenger RNA, 987 nt
Organism: Marasmius oreades (fairy-ring Marasmius)
Lineage: Eukaryota; Fungi; Basidiomycota; Agaricomycetes; Agaricales; Marasmiaceae
Exons: 6
Coding region: 1-987 (328 amino acids)
Biological process (GO): secondary metabolic process
Molecular function (GO): CoA-ligase activity
Source: RefSeq, a predicted model, not a curated record
AUGUCCCCCAGGAUUUACGUUUCGGAUGUUCCCUCAGUUUCUGUUAUAUCCGAGUCUAUCGUCACUCAUCUUUUAGCUUCUCGCCCUGGUCAACCUUCCAAUUUCAUAGGUCGUUAUCCCGACCAUUUCCCAGCUUUUGUCGAUGCAGACACAGGCACCACCAUCACUCGCGCUCAGUUCAAAUCUCUUGUGUUUCGGUUCGGACAUGGGCUCACCACGAUUGGCGCAAAACGUGGAGACACCCUCCUCGUGUUUUCUCCUAAUUCUCUUGCGUAUCCCAUCGUGGUUUGCGGAGCAAUUGCGGCGGGUAUCCGUUGUACACUCGCAAAUACCGCAUACACUGGAAGAGAGCUAGCUCAUCAAUACCACGAUAGUGGUGCACAUCUUCUCAUUACCACUGCAGAUGGGUUGCCUGUGGUCAGGGACAUGUUCAAGUCGUUGUCCAUUUCCGAAACGGAAGGUGAUAACCGAAUCAUAGUCCUGAGUGAUGGGCUUUCCUGGGCUGAAGGUUCAGCGUCGCCAUCAAGGAGCGAAAUAAAAGACUUAUUGACUAUGGAAGAACUCUUGACGCGCGGGUCCCUGUCCAGGGAAGAGCGUUUCGAUGGCGAACUAGCCAAGUCGGAGACCGUAUUUUUGUGUUAUAGCUCAGGAACCACAGGAAAACCAAAAGGCGUCGAGACGACGCAUCGAAAUGUCGUAUCCGUUAUCAACAUGGUAGAACCCACUUUCAUAGAAACAGCACCUGACAAGGAUCGUAUGCUUGCGAUCCUUCCGUUCUAUCAUAUAUUCGGUCUCGUCAAGUCGUUAUUAUUCACCUUCCACAUAGGAGUGGCGACGGUUAUUCAACAACGCUUCGAGCCCGUUCAAUUCUGUGCCAACGUCGAAAAAUAUAAGAUCACUCUUGCACUGGUAGUACCACCUGUCUUGGUUCUCCUUGCGCGUCAUGAAGGCGAGUGUCUCCCAUUUCAAAGAUACUCAAGUUUCUAA